AUGACUACAGAACAAGGAGUAAUUCAACAAGAAAGAAAGUUAAUCCCAGCUGAUUUUGUUCAACUAAAGAGUUCUGCUGAAGACUUUGGAAAGCCUGGUCAUGAAAGGUACUUCUUUACUUGCCAGAGCAGGCAUCCUUAUUUUGAUAUAACUCUCGAGUUAAUGGUGCAACGAGGAUUAGCUCGUGGUCAGAACUGUUAG
Messenger RNA from Ambispora gerdemannii, 201 nucleotides. Lineage: Eukaryota; Fungi; Glomeromycota; Glomeromycetes; Archaeosporales; Ambisporaceae. The record is from the annotation of a GenBank genome assembly.